AGUCGGCAUCAAACCUAGUGAGGACUCAGACAUCAACACACAUCUCUCUGAAGCAUGGACGCUACAACAUGGUUUACCUGCCUCAUUGCGGUGAUUACAGGAGCACUGUCCCAACAAGCGAGCGAGUCUACCAACGAAUGUCCAAAGGAUAUCAUUAAACAGGCUAUGGGAUGUUUCUCGGACUUGGCGUCAGGGGUCACGAAGGGUCAACCUGCUCAAUUUGCAAGAUCAAUGCCUUUGGACUACCACAUGAUCAGAGAAUACUGUCAAGAGGGAGGUCACAUGACCCGUUUUCUGUCAUGCAUCGACAAUCUCCAGCGACAAUGUGAAAACGCACAGGAAGCGGAAGUGUUACUGCAGAUCAUCAACCCUGAGCGCGUGCGCACAAGCGUCCCAAAUCUAUGCGGAAAUAUCGAUUUGAUUGAGGGGUCUGCGGAAUGCUUGAACCAAGAGAUGACAAGGGACUCUAGCUGCAAGAACUCAGCCAAGGAGAUGAUCAAGAAAGGGAUGGCAGAGACCCCCCGUAAUGUCUCCGCCUUGUUCAUUGUGCAGUGCAGGUUCUUCAACAUCCUUGCUGAGUGUCAACGGACAUCCGUGAAGAAGAACUGCGGUGAGCAGCAAGCUAACCUACACGCUGACUUCAUCCUGUCAUUUGUGCCCAACACAUGUUCGAACACCAACUCCUCUAUGACUUCCACGGGAGAUGUGACCACGAACAAACCUCUUCGCACAUCUGAGGAAACAGCCACCUUGCUGGGGGUGUCACCUUUCCAGAAACACUCCCCAUCUUACACAGCUACCGUCAAGUCAUCUGUAGACACCACACACAAGCCUAAAGAUAAGGCUCCAGAACUCUCUGGAAACAAGAUCCCCGAGCAGAUCCUCAAGACACUGCCACCGUUCUUGAAGGACGACGAAAAGCUGGGUCUGAAGGUGGGACCGAAAUCAAGACGGCAUUCUGAGGAUGCUACAGAGGAUGUGAAGACAACUAACGCUGGAGAGUCUGUGGCAGUGUGUUCUGGACUUGUCGUGUCCCUUGUAGCAUGUUUACUUCUAAUCAAGCAAUGACAACUCCAAUUAAGCAAUGACACCUCUAAUCAAGGCUUAGUAAUGACACCUCUAAUCAAGCAAUGACACCUCUAAUCCAGCAAUGACACCUCUAAUCAAGCAAUGACACCUAUAAUCAAGCAAUGACACCUCUAAUCAAGCAACGAUACUUAUAAUUGUACUAUCAUGUUGGUCAAAUGAGAAGUCAAGAAUAGACCACACAUGAUCACAUUGUAUUGAUAGGAAAGUUGAUUCGUCCUGCUCCAAUCAAACAAUGACACAUCUAAUCAAGCAAAGACACCUUCAUCAAGGAAUGACACCUUUAAUCAAGCAAUGAUACUUAUAAUUGUACUUUCAUGUUGGUCAAAUGAGAAGAUCAGAAUAGACCACAUGUGAUCACAUUGUAUUGAUAGGAAAGUUGAUCCCUUACCAAAAACGCCAUUACAGUACUUCAGAUUGGACAUGAAUACUUCACGAAAUGUUCCGUGGCUUCAGUAGCCACGUGGCUUGAACCUGACAUGUCUAGAACAAAUAACAACUUGUGGUUGAUUUGUAUUUGUAUAUGUAAUGAUGGUAAGGAAAAAUUAUGGAUGUCAACUUUAUUGACACAACGUUUCGGAGUAUAUACUUACUCCUUCAUCAUUCACCCGAUGAAGGAGUAAGUAUAUGCUCCAAAGCGUGUUCCUCAUAAAGAAUUUGACAUCCAUAAAUUCUCUUCCUUAUGUGUAUCACUUCUAAAUGCCUUUCAAAGACUUGUAAUGAUGGUGUAAUUAUUUUCCAUAGUUGUUAACAACAAUAUUAAUACAUAAGGAUGAGUGAUACUUAUGUGAAUGAUCUUGUUCACAUUAAGGUGACACAGAUUAUACAUUCAACAUCAUUUCGAUUAUUGUUUGGAUUAUAUCAAACACGUCAUUUUAGUCAUAAUUAAUGCAGAUAUUUCACCAAACACAUAAUCAAAUUUCAUUGUGCGUGUAGACACUUCGAGACUGUUUUUCAGUGAUACUUUCAUACAAUUUUCACGGCUAUUUUGCCUGUUAUGCCCAGUGGCAUGUUUCGUCGGAUGAUCGAGUCUGGUCAUUUUCUUGCGUUAACGUUUUUUUUCACAGUGUAUUCAAUUUCUUUUUUCAUUGCUGAAUUCAAUGAGCACAGAAAGAACAUACCUGAAUAUGACACAAGUAAUUUAAGAUCGACAGUUAAACCUCUUAAGUCCGGAACCUCGUUUAUCCGGAAACCUUACUUCCCGGACGAUUUCCGCGGGAAAUGCUUUUAGGUACACAAAAUGAUAUUUUGAGUUAUUUUCAGUGAUCCAUUGAUAUAAUUUUCACCACUUUUUUGCCCUUCGUGUGCAAUGGUAUCUGUUUCGAGAAAUAAUCGAAAUUAUUUUUACUCUGGCGUUGACAUUUUAUAUUUGUAAAUGCUCAGUUCUCAUGAUUCUGUUAUGAUACAGAUUCUGUUAUGAUACAGAUAUGUGUAAUAUGAACGAUUUCAGUGGGAACGCUACCGUUUGGAUCGGCGGGGUUCAGUUUAAUAUUGAAAAAAAAAGUGGUCACAUAAAUUAUUUUAAUAUUAAUGAUUUGAAGUUAACUAACGUGGAAAUUUUAUCUUCAAUUAUCAUUAUCAACACAUAAAUCUAUGGUGUUUGACGUAUGAACUAUUUAGGAAGUUACACAUAAAUCCUCAUUACUUUGUUUAUCUGUGGGUAGACUACAAAAGAAAAGACAUUAAUUACAGAAACGCGAAUGUAAGGUACAAUUAUGAGAGAUAUAGCAAAUAGAUACUUACACAACCCUCAUAAACAAGACUACUCAAAAGUACUCAACCGAUUCUUUCAAAUAACUAAAGUUUAUCUGUCAUUUCAUGAAAGAUUAGGUAUACAGUAAACUACCGUAACGGUUAUAACGAACUCAAAGGGACCACUAAUUUUAGUUCCUUCCAACAAGCAGUUCGUUAUGAGCAUAUAUACAGCAAAUGACCGGGACCAGAAAAUAAGUUCGUUAUAUCCAUCAGUUCGUUAUAAGCGUCUUCAUUAUAAAUGUAGUUUACUGUAGUUAUAUGAAAGAAUAUGAUGUUCCUUAACUUUUUACUAGUAGUAUUUUUAUUGAACUAUUUUUCUUGCAUCAAACUAACAUUUAACACGAAAGGGGCGAGUGGGCGACAUCAUAGUUUGUGUUCCAAGCAGCAAAUAUGCAUGUAUCUAAUAACACAGCGGAGUUAUAUCAAAAUCUAUUUGCUCAGAAUCUGGGAUUUAUUAAAUUAAUGUUACACAUUCCGGCGUGUAGACUUGCACAUGUUUGUACAUUAUGUAUCAUGUCCGUUUACAUGGGCUAAACCAUAGAUCCUUGUAUGUAAUCUGCAUUCGUGUAAAUAGUUUUUACGUUCGACUUUUGUAAUAAAAUUAAUU
This is a messenger RNA of Haliotis rufescens (red abalone), 3448 nucleotides long. RefSeq lists its product as uncharacterized. The transcript has 5 exons. Bases 55 to 1068 code for a protein of 337 amino acids. NCBI's taxonomy places the organism in Eukaryota, Metazoa, Mollusca, Gastropoda, Lepetellida, Haliotidae. The record is from RefSeq and is a predicted model, not a curated record.